AUGCGCUGGCACCCCGCCGCGCGUCGCGUCCCGCACACGCGACAGACGUACAACUGGGACUGCGGCCUCGCGUGCGUCGCCAUGGCGCUCAACUCGAUGGGAGAGGAGAGCACGACCGCGACCGCGACCGUGCGAACAGACGACGACGACGACGAUGUCGACGAUGACUUCGCCUCGGUCGACGCCAUCGCGGCCGCCACGGACCUGCGCGUCCUCCGCCGCCUGUGCCGCACGACGUCGAUAUGGACCGUCGACCUCGCGCACCUCCUCCGCCGCUUCGGCGCGGACGUCACGUUCGCCACGGUCACGAUCGGCGCGAACCCGGCGUACGCGUCGGAGUCCUUCUACAGCGACACGCUGCGCGAAGAUCGCGGACGCGUCGAAUCGCUCUUCGACGCCGCGACGGAACGCGGCGUGGCGAUCGAACGCCGCAGCGCGUCGCUCGAGGAGCUCAAGGCGAAGACGCGAACGGGCGAGUACCUGAUCAUCGCGCUCGUGGACAAGAGGAAGCUCGCGAGCAGCGAUGCUAAUGCGAGCGAAAAUUACACCGGGCACUACGUCGUCCUGUGCGGGUACGACCCCGCCGACGACGUCUUCCUGUGUAGGGACCCCGCGUGCGCGGUCGCGGACCUCGUCGUCCCCGCGAGCGCCGUGGAGACGUCGAGGCGGUCGUUCGGCACGGAUGAGGAUCUGCUCUUCGUGCGACGGGGGCGGGGGUUACGCGCGAGCGCGGUGAGGGAGGUGAUGGACGCCGCGCAUGGGGAGGGUUUGGGGGGCGAUCAAUGUUUGGAGGGCGCGAGGG
This is a messenger RNA of Micromonas pusilla CCMP1545, 802 nucleotides long. RefSeq lists its product as uncharacterized. The record is from RefSeq and is a predicted model, not a curated record. Lineage: Eukaryota; Viridiplantae; Chlorophyta; Mamiellophyceae; Mamiellales; Mamiellaceae. The transcript has 3 exons. The annotation marks the transcript as partial.